AUGGGAGUGUUUAAUACUGUGGAAAUGCUGUUGAGUUUUGUGGUUCUACCAUUGGUUGUUACCCUAGCAACCUUAGUUUCAUGUGGGAAUUCACGACCGAAACAUCAAAUAAACGUGGCAAGAAAUUCUCAGAGAGGACUUGUGAAAGUAAGAAAUCAUAAGUCGGGAAGCAAAAAGGAAAUUACAUCAUCAAAAACACAAAAAACACAUAGUACAAGUGGAUCACGAUCAUCUAAAUCGCUCACUAAAUCACGCAAACAUCGAAACAUUCCUUUAAAGCCAACUAAACAUACUGAAACACUGUCAGUAAGUGGAGCGUCCGCUGAGGUGCGAUUGUACAAACUAAUUCCGUUAUCCCAUUAUUAUGAUGUUAUAUUCCUCUAUCGUCGUGAUCUGAGAAUGAAGCCAAAGGAGCUACGCUGGGAUACAUCUGGCGGUUUUCGACAGGUCCUAAUCUCAAAUCAUACCAAAACACGCCGUGCAAUAAAGGUGAAGUGUUCCGAUAACAACAUAUACCGUGUAAAUCCAGUCUAUUCGUUUGUCGAUCCUGGACAAAUAUUGGCUAUCGAUAUUUUACGCCAAAAUGGUGGUGCUAAAGUUGAUAAAAUGGUUUUCGUUGCUGCUAAGGCAAACAAAGAAGAUGUAAAUCCCGAAGCGCUAUUCAAGAAUAAAGCACCAAAACCUAUGAUGGUCAUACCGCUAAUUGCAGUCCGCAAAUAA
Molecule: messenger RNA, 720 nt
Organism: Cercopithifilaria johnstoni
Lineage: Eukaryota; Metazoa; Nematoda; Chromadorea; Rhabditida; Onchocercidae
Source: the annotation of a GenBank genome assembly